AUGGACGCUCGGUACCCUUCCACGGGAAUCGGCCCCCUCCCCGUCGAACUUCUCACCGAGGUCUUCACGAUCCACUACGCGAUGUCGCCACUCGUUCACGCAGGGGAUCUCAAAUAUGUCCGCCGUACGCCGCUACACACCUCUGACUGGAUGAACAUCCUCCUCGUCUCCAGAGGUUGGUACGACAUCGCUCAAGAAAUCUCCAGUCUCUGGUCAUCCGUCUCCGUCGGCGGGAACAUGGAUUGGCCUAGGAUAUGUCUCUCCCGUGUCCGGCGAAUGAAGAAACGAGCAAUCGACUUGUACAUCCACUGCAAAGCCGACAUGGACCCGCCGGACGAGCUCCUAGAGCUCCUGCCCGAACACGCUUCUCGACUACGGUCGCUCACAAUGCUCUACGAGUCUAACGACCCGGAGUGGAGUGAAAUGCAAGUGUUCCAGUGGGUGGACUUCCAGGUCGAUCUUUCAGUUUCCUUCUUCGACGUCACCGAGAGCACCUACGACGUUGGGCUCCCCUUCAUUCUCGACGACCUCCAGAUCGAACGUCUACCAGAGAUCACAGCACUUUCAGUCGACGGCUUGUCCCCUCCUAUGAACCCCGAUCUCUACGCCCGAUUGGAGACUCUGGAGCUGAGGAACAUAUAUGAUCAAGGUUCCGACGGGGAGUGGCCUUUCACGUGGCAGCACCUCAAGAUGGACGGCUUCCUCCGUGACUCGCUGUUGAACGACUUUGACAACGAUGGGAACGCGGAAGGCCCGAUCGUCACUUUUCCACGUCUCGAACACCUCUGGCUCCGCCACGAGGAUCGGCUCCACGCGGCCUUCCUCGCGCACCUCAAUCUCCCAGCCUUAGUUGAGCUCGGCGUAACCGACGACAUCGCCUGCGCCCUCAGCAAUAGCGGCAUCAUGGACCCCUUCUAUUACACCCUCGCUGACAUGCUUCCACCUUCCACCUCCCUCAACCUCCACGACGCACACCCCGCCCUCCGCAAGCUGGACACCAUCCUCCUCUCUUCCACCCUGGACUCCCACGCGCUCCGCCUGUCACAAACGGCAGAACACGCAGAAGCGAGCCCCAUGGGUAGCACCGCACGCCCAAGGGUAGACAUUGCCCUCGACAAGUCCGGCUCGGACUACUCGCGCGACCGCCAAUUUUGGCUCCGGCAGUACAAGCUCGAUCGCAUCUUCAACGACCUCCUGUCCCCCUGCGUGCGCAAGGCCGGGCACAUCACCGCCCGCCUCCCGCUGACGACGCUCGUCCUCGACCUCACCUACGCCCUCGUGCUCCACGCCGCGCCCUGGCGCGCGCUCCUCGCGGCGCUCCCGCUCCUGCGCGCCCUCCGCCUGCAGGGCUUCGGCCGGGAAGCGGACGCGCCCCUCCACGCGCUCGCGCGCCACGAUGCGCUGUGCCCGCUGCUCGAGCGCGUGUCAGUCGGGGACGCCCCGUCGCUCGUCGCGGCGGACCACGCGCUCUUCCGGGCGGUCGCGCGGCUCGUCGCGCGCCGCCCGGGCAGGAUCGCGGUCGGCCUGCGGGUCGUGCACCGGGAUGCGGGGGGGGGGCUCGAGAGGCUGUGGGCGAAGUACGGGCCGGUGAUCGAGCGGUGUGCGAGGGGGGCGGUGGCGGUUGUGCGUGUUCGGGUGGAGGACCCGGUGGAUCGGGAGGAGAAGGAUCUUUGGCCGCUGUGCCCCGCGCAAGAUAGGGUGGCCUGUCAGAUGCUGGUGUUUACGGAGCCGGAGAUGUUUGGUGCCGAUUUGGAUGAAUAUCUUGCGGAGGACGUGGAGACGGGGGAUACAGAUGGUUCGGAUGAAGCGGCAACUGGGUCUGAAGAUGGGUCAGGGUCAGAGGAUGGUACUGAGGAGGACGAAGAGAUGGAGACGGGGGACGAGGACGACUAG
Messenger RNA from Epithele typhae, 1893 nucleotides. RefSeq lists its product as uncharacterized. NCBI's taxonomy places the organism in Eukaryota, Fungi, Basidiomycota, Agaricomycetes, Polyporales, Epitheliaceae. The record is from RefSeq and is a predicted model, not a curated record. The transcript is spliced from 3 exons. The coding region runs from base 1 to 1893 and encodes 630 amino acids.